Messenger RNA from Xyrichtys novacula (pearly razorfish), 4311 nucleotides. The record is from the annotation of a GenBank genome assembly. Lineage: Eukaryota; Metazoa; Chordata; Actinopteri; Labriformes; Labridae.
UGCGUCUCUGCUAUUGAUUACAUUAUCAGUCAGACAGCCAACACGAGCAGUGUCCAAAUUGUUGCUUAGUUGCACGAUGUGGUUUCUGGUUUUCAUCUGUGUGUCCACAGGUACAGACUGUUGCUUUCAUACUGCUCAUAAUCUCAACAUAUCAGGAUUAAUUAUUCACUCUUUGUGCUUUAGUUGGUGGAGUGCCAGUAAAGCCAAACCAGCAGGCUACAACUCAUGCUCCAGGUACGUGUAGGUAAAGCUAUACCUAAAAAUAUAGAUACCUAUGUCUAUUUUAAUCAUGUUUACAGUGCAAAAUAAACUCUCCUAGCAGUAUGAACAAAAGUAAUCCUGUGAUUUCCUAGAUGUCACUAAAAUUUUCUUUUUAGCUGCUGUUCACCUAAAUGACACCCACCAUGUGACUACUACAGCCCCAGGUUGGUGCUUGGUCCAUGUAGUUCUCACAUGUGAGAGGUUAAAAUAACAAAGAAUUCUUUGCAUACACAGCCAAUGUUAUUGUUUUUUUUUACUUUCAAAGAAACAUACAAUCUCUUUUUCUUUCUUCUUUAUAUUUUCAGUUGGCAUUGGUCCUUUGAAUGACACCCACAACAUGACCACUGCAGCUCCAGGUUGUUGCUUGUUGGGUUUAUUUGCAUCUUUUGCAGCUGCUAUAAUGGCCAGAAUAAAAUGAAUAUGGCUCUGAAUGUUACCCAUAUUUCACUGGAUUUUAAGAGAAAUUGAGUUUAGCUGCAGGUCUGCAUCACUUUUUUGUGCAUGUGUUAUUCAUUAGAAAAGUGGAAGGAGUUGACCAAUAUUUUUCUAUAGAAAGUUGAUUGCAUUACAUGGUCAAAACCAAAUCUUUUUCAUUAAAAAAAAAAAAUUAGGGUUCUUAAAUGUAAUGAUUUUUCUGUUCUCAGUUGGGGAUUUGCCCUUAAAUGACACUCACAAUGCAACCACUCCAGCUUCAGGUUGGUGCUCUUUGACAUUACCUGAAUUUUAAUUGGUUAUUCUCAAUACCAGUGAUGAUAAUAUUUAAUAUGCUGAGGAUUCAGUUAAUUUUUUAGUGUAUACAGACUCGUAAAACUCAGUCCAUUUAUUUGUACUUUUAAAAUUGUUGGAAUUUUAAAAAGAUUGACAGACAUUAUCUGCUUAAAAAUAAUGUCUUAUGUAUGUGACACACUUUGACUAAUCAGAAUAAAAACAUUUUCCUGAUCAUACAAGGGUUUUAGUUUUUAAAAUCACACUUUUUUUUAUUUUCUAGUUGGUGACUUGCCCUUAAAUGACACCCACAAUGCGACCAGUCCAGCUUCAGGUUGGUGCUUACUUGGUUUUCUCUAAUCUUUUUAGGAAUACUUCUAAAUGUAAGAGUAGUGUGAGGAACUCCUACAUUUCCACCAAUAAUUGAGAGUUUUUUAUGUAUUUGAUGGCCUUUUUAAAAUCUAUUUAUUUCACAAAAGUAUCAGACAUUCUUGUUUGCCAUGGCUUUUGCUUAAACUGUGCAAACUUUUACAAAUAUUGAUUUAAAGAUGAUUUUAUGUGCUAAAAAAUGUGAAAACAGUUUAUAAAAGUACUUUUGAUUGGUUGUGCAUCCAUGGAAACUGUUUCCUGUCAGUCUAAUCAAUUGAACUGGUGAUUUACUGUCAAGUUUAAACAUUAAUCAGCUUAUUUUCUAUAUUUCACAUUAACUUUAGACAUGAAUGAGACAGGUGUCACAACCUUUAACCACUACCAUUUUACCACAGUGUCAACAGGCAGAGGGUAAAUGUACUGCACUCUACCGCAGACUGAUUUCAUGUGACAUGUGUGAUUACAUUAUCACUGGUGUCACUUUUGUUGUUGAUCAACAACUGUUAGGUUUUAACCAAUCAGAAUCAAGUAUUUAACACCGCCAGGUAAUCAACAGAUUAAAGUCGUACAUUCAGAAUUUAAUAGAUAAUAAAAGUUGAGCAGAAUUGACAGAGUAACCAUCUCCUCUUCAUCUUUUUAUUAUUGACCAAAUAUUGUUAUUUUUGAUUUAUGUAAUUUCUCCCUCAGAACAAAAUUAAUCUGAAAAAGUUAUUCUGUUGUAACAGUUCAAUUCCCCUUUAUCUGUUUACAGAAACAAUUUGUUAAAUAAAUGGCAGAAUGUUAAAUAAUCAAAAUAUACAAAAAUGUGAAACGCUCAUUUCCUUUUUUCCAGCCGGUGACAUGCCAUCAAAUGAUACCCAUAAUGCAACUCAUCAGGACCCAGGUUGGUGCUCAUUUGUUGAACUUUUUGCUUUCAAAUUUGAAGAGAUUGAAAUUUGAAAAAGAUUUGAUCAUUAAUAAAGUUACUGAUCUCUACAUCAGUACAUUACAAUUUUCUUUCACUGCCUAAAUAACACCCAAACUAUCACAGCUCCAGCUCUUAACUAGUGCUUUUCAAAUUUCAGAGAUUUCUUCUCUUUUUAGAAAUGUUUUUUUCUUUUUUUUUUCUAGGCAAGGCUGUGGUAAAACUUAAUCCACAACUAAUCAACGCAGAAACGUUAGAAGGUAAACUGUAAACAUGAAACAUACAAAUUAAAUUAAAUACAAAUGUGAUGUACAGACGUCAAUACUUCCCCUUUUUUUCAUAGAGCUUCAAGAGGACAUGAUUGUCCAGGAGGGAGACAUUUUAAUUCCAGUAAGAUGAUGGACUUCAAUUAUCAAACAAAAACAUCAAAUCAGGACUAGUCCUCCCAGGAUGAAUAGAUUUUAGGAUAUAUAGAAAUAAAGUGCAACACUGAUAUGAAACAUCUUAACACAUUGACUGUAGCACUAUUUAUGAAACUUGCAGGUUAAAUAGAUCCAGUUUUUGUGCAGUGGUGAACAAAUCUAAGUCUUUAACCCUACAGGAAGACAGGAACGCUGUGGAGACCCUGUGGUUGGAUGCAGUCGUACCAUACACCAUCAGUGAUGAGCUGAGUGAGUUAAUUGUCUUUGAACCAACUCUUCUGCAUCAACAGUAGAAUAAAAACUCUGAUAACAGUUUUAAUCUUUUUACCUUCAGUUUAUCAAACGGCAAACAUCCACGCUGCCUUCAGGAUGAUUUCAGACUACACCUGUAUUCGCUUCAAACCACGCACCUAUGAAUACAACUACCUCAAGUUCAAGAACGGCAACGGGUAAGAUGUGUACAAAAAAUGUGUUUUGAUAGGUUAAUCCACCUAAAUAUCUACUCUAAACCCAAGCAGGAAGUUGUUAUCUUCAGCCGACAAUCACCUUUAAUAACAGACAUCACCAUUAGCAAAACAGCCACAUAAGAGAGACAAUUUAUAUCAACUUUUCAAUUUAGGUGGAUUUUUUUGCAACUAAAACAACUCUAAUAAGGUAAGAUAAAGGAAAAUCCUGUGAAGCAAGCAAUACAGUUUAAGUAGAUUAAAAUCUUUUAAAGACUGGCAGCCAAAGACAAAGUCAGAUAUACAACUGUCCACUGGAAUACUAAAAGUCUCUGUUGAAUUUUUCAGCAUUAAAAAAAGGCUUUUUUGUCCAUUUUUCCCCCCUGCCAUUUCUUUCCAGUUGUGCGUCCUUUGUUGGUUGUCGUGGAGGAGCUCAGCCGGUGUAUUACUCUCGGUCGUGCAGCGUGGGAAAUCUCUGCCAUGAGAUCAUUCACGCUCUGGGGUUACAUCAUGAACACACUCGUGCCGACAGAGAUCAAUACAUCAGUGUACAGUGGGGGAGUAUCAUCCCAGGUAAACUCCUCAUGGACGGACAGACAGCCUUCAGAAAUACUGAGAUGUGUCUCAAUGACUUGAAAAGCCUGCACUGUUAUAAUAAUGAACAUUUCUGUCUAAAGCCAGGAAAAAGAACUUCAAGGUGAAACGUGGAAACACUCUGAACCUGCCGUAUGACGUGAACUCCAUUAUGCACUAUGGACAGUGAGUCACUACUAGUCCUCCUGUCUCUCAAGUCACAAAUCAUCUUACACAAACCGUAUAUGAAUUUGAAGUUCAUAAUUUUGUCCCAUGAAAUUUAGCCAAGAUACUGCUGUCAUAGAAAAAUAGUUUUCUGCCUUGAUAAAAAAUAUUACCCAUUCUUUUGUUCCAGGUACUUUUUCAGUGCAGAUGGAGGACCGACCGUGUUGCCACGGCAGAGAGGAGUUCAAAUGGGUCAGAGGACUCAUCUCACUCACCUGGACAUACAGAGAAUAAACAGACUUUAUCACUGUGGUAACGUCCUUCAAUACAUCACACUGUUAAUACUAUCAUCUGCAGGUUUCACAAAACAAUAUUCCAUUAAUAUUUGUAAUUGUUCUGUUUUCAGAUGAACGGAUGAGAUGGUACUGAGCGAGCUCUUUGUUGGUUUAAUAAAAUUUUAAACGUCAAU